Prunus armeniaca (apricot) is the source of this 432-nucleotide messenger RNA. The record is from the annotation of a GenBank genome assembly. NCBI's taxonomy places the organism in Eukaryota, Viridiplantae, Streptophyta, Magnoliopsida, Rosales, Rosaceae.
AUGGCCGAUAUGCAAAUUGUUCUGGCUAAGGCUUGCAAAAAUGUAGAGGCGCAGUAUGUGGAGAUGAUGGUUCCUCUCUAUUCUCAUGGAUGUGAGAAGAAAGUCAAGAAGACCCUCUCCCAUCUCAAAGGGAUAUACUCGGUGAAGGUGGAUUACGACCAACAAAAGGUGACAGUGUGGGGAAUAUGCAACAAAUACGAUGUGCUUGCAACCGUGAGGAGCAAGAGAAAGGACGCCUGUUUUUGGAACCCCCAAGACAACGCCAUUGCCUUAGAAUUAGAAUCGCAGCCUCCCUCAGACUCAAGCUCUCCUCCAAUUUCAUCAACUUCAAGAUACGCAAACUCUUCUUUAGCUCUGAUCAGGGUUCACUCUCUAAGCUUAAAAUUGAAAGCAUGGAAGAAAGUCUUCACUAGAUCCUACUCGUUACCCUGA